Closterium sp. Naga37s-1 is the source of this 3042-nucleotide messenger RNA. The record is from the annotation of a GenBank genome assembly. Lineage: Eukaryota; Viridiplantae; Streptophyta; Zygnematophyceae; Desmidiales; Closteriaceae.
AUGCGCAGCGUCAUGCACCCCGACAUCUCCAAGUUCACCGCCCUCACCGCCCUGUCAGUGCUGCUCGCCCACUCCCACCGCGGCCCCUCCACACAGGCUAGUCUCUCUGCUCCGUCAUGCGCUCAUGCCGACCACUCCCCACUGCCCCCCUGCGUGCCCCGCCACAGGGACCUGUCAAGCAACUUCCUGUCGGGCCCGUUGGAUCCGUUCAUCGCGCCCCUCACUGGCCUCACCGCCCUCAAAUCCAUGUACCACCUCCACAGCCACCCUGCUCUUUCUCUCGUCUCCCGCUCUUUCUCGCAAUCCUUGUUCUUCGCUGCUCUCCGUGCCCUCUUCUCGCCCCGCUCUCCCCUCUGCAUGUCCUACCCUGCUGCGCCGUGUGUCAUGUCAUCGCACCCACCUUUCCCCCACCCCGUUCCCCAUGUGCACGCAUGUGGUGAACGCAGGAGCCUGGGGUGGAACAACCCGACGGGCACGGUGCCGGUGCCGGGCACAGUGCUGCAGGUGCUGGAUCUGGAGAACAACUGGUUCAUUGGCAAGUUCCCCUCCACCGCCAACUGGUACUUCUGCACGGCGCACGCCAACUGCUUCAACGACCCCACGCCCUGCAAGAACAACAACAACCAGGGCAUCACUCAGCGGCCGUCGUGCGCCAUCUGCAACAGCACGGACGGCACAGGCACGCUGUGCGGCGGCAUUGUCCCCUGCCAGCCUGACCCGGCUGCCGUGAAGGCUGCCACCGCCUUCCCAACGACCAGCACUCCUGUGCUCGCCCUCACCUGCCCUCCUGUUCCGCCCGUCACCACUGACGCCACUGCAGGUACAACUGCGGUUGUACCUCAUUCUGCUGCCACCGUGCUGCUGCUGCUGGCCCAUGCCUCUCCUCAUCAUGUGCAUGCCAUGCCUCUCAUCUCUCCUCAUCAUGUGCAUGCCAUGCCUCUCAUCUCUCCUCAUCAUGUGCAUGCCAUGCCUCUCAUCUCUCCUUAUCAUGUGCAUGCCAUGCCUCUCAUCUCUCCUCUUCAUGUGCAUGCCCAUGCCUCUCAUCUCUCCUCAUCAUGUGCAUGCCAUGCCUCUCAUCUCUCCUCAUCAUGUGCAUGCCAUGCCUCUCAUCUCUCCUCAUCAUGUGCAUGCCAUGCCUCUCAUCUCUCCUCAUCAUGUGCAUGCCAUGCCUCUCAUCUCUCCUCAUCAUGUGCAUGCCAUGCCUCUCAUCUCUCCUCAUCAUGUGCAUGCCCAUGCCUCUCAACACUGCCACCCGUCACCCCGGACAGCCAGAAGCUGUCUGGCAUUCUGCAUGCUGACAUCACCAAGCUCACAGCACUCACAUUCCUCUCGCUCAAGUCGAACCUCUUCAAGGCACGCCUCGAGGAGUUUGGCAGGCCGAUUCCCUCGCUGCCCAACGUCGCAGUGCUCCUGCUGGACUUCAACUGGUUCUUUGGCAGUCUGCCCCCUGCCAUGAUCGGCAUGCCCAAGCUCACACGCCUCGGCCUGUCCUACAACUACCUGACGUACCGCGUGCCGCCGGUGUCAGCAGCACUCAAGGACAUCGACGUGGGCUUUAACUUCCUCUCGGGCUCCUUCCCGGCCAACACCGCCACGUCGUGCGGCGCCAGCAACAACUGCUUCAAAGCGGUCACGGGAUGCACCACCACGGGCACGGCGCAGUGCUCCACUGGGCGCAACUUCUGCGAGUCCACCACAGCGCAGGGCAUGCUGUGCUACGGCCACGGCGUCUGCACCGUCGACGCCACCGCUCCCUUCAACGCUGGCACGCCCAACGCUGUCGGCGCCGCCACGCUGCCGCUGGCUUGCGUCAGUAAGUGCCGGGUGCUUAGGAGGAAAGGAGGGGGAAAGAGGGUGGAAGAUGCUGCUGACGCUGGUGCACGCGGGCGGGUGCUGCUGCUAUUUCCGACGCUGCCUUCCCUUGCAACUCACUCUCUCCUUCCGCUCCCCCUGCCCCGCCCUCCUGAACCUGUGAACAGAGCAUGCGCUUUCCAGUAUAACGUGCUUCAUUCCCCUGCGCCACCGCGCUGCCAUCGUGCUCUCAUGUCCGCGGCAACGCCUUUCCCGCCCGCGCUGCCGUGGCACUCGCAGCGCCUCACUCACCUGCUCCGUCGCGCGCCAUUACCAUCUCCUCACCACCGCUUCCCCACGCCACCCCGCCGGCCCGUCGUCGUUGCCAGGGCCCUCGAAACCUCCGCCGCUGCUGCAGUUGCACCUGCUGCUGCUACGCGCAGCGCAUGCAGCGUGGACCCACCGGUACGACAGCCCCUCGCCGCCGCGAAUGACGCAACCCUAAGCCUCCGCGCGCUGCUCGCCGGCCCCGCGUCCGCCGCCCUCCUGCUCCUCCUCGUCGCGCACGGCGUCACGCUGCCGCCCGUUGCCGCCGUUGCCUCCGCAGGAAUGCCCGCGGGCGUGGCGGAACCCGCGGCGGUGGAGGAGGUGAACGGGGUGGCGGCGGAGUAUGGGCUGGCGGCGGAGGGCAGGCAGCAGGCGCAGCGAGCGGGGCGCCAGCUGAAGGAGCUGUUGGAGCAGCGGGGAGUGGCGGGGAGGGACGUGGUGGUGUUCGCGUCGCCCUUCAGCCGCACGCAGCAGACGGCCGCCCUCGCAGCGGCAGAGCUGGGCAUCGACGUCCUCGGCACGCGCUUUCAGACAGCGGAGGAGCUGAGGGAGCGCUACUUCGGGCACCACCUGGAGCUCAACUCGCAUGACCUCUACCCAGCAGUGUGGGUGGACGACAGGAAGGACGCCACAUUCCGCCCGGGUGGCGACGGGGAGAGUGUGCUAGCCGUGGCGCAGAGAACGGCACGCCUCAUUCAACACAUUGAAGAGGCUGUGGACGGGAAAGUGGUGGUGCUGGUGAGUCACGGAGACACUCUACAGAUCAUCAACUCGCUUCUCUACUCCUGCGAUCUACUGCCGUCAUCAUUCGUUCUACCCAAAGGCAUUGUGGAAUCCGCACCAACUCCAGAUCCCACCAUCCACUUGCCCUUACAUAGGUUGUUUGCCUUUCAAACAGGGGAAUUGAGAACCCUCAACUUCUAG